GCUCGUGGUGCAGGAGGCCAUGGACCUGCUGGAGCUGCACGACAUAGCGGACACGCUGGUGGGGUUCAUUGGCAUCAACGGGCUGACAGUGGAGCAGGCGAAGCGGCUGACCAUAGGCGUGGAGCUGGUGGCCAACCCCAGCGUCCUCUUCCUGGACGAGCCCACCAGUGGGCUGGACAGCCGCGCGGCUGACAUUGUCGUGCGCGGGAUCAGGAACAUUGCUGGCACCGGGAGGAGCACCAUCUGCACGAUCCACCAGCCGAGCCGGCGGCUCUUCUUUGCGUUUGACUGGCUGUACCUCAUGAAGCGCGGGGGUGAGGUCGUCUACUUCGGCCCCAUCGGCCACAACGGCUGCGACCUCCUGAUCAACUACACCACCAUACCCGGCUUCGCAUCCCGCCAGGGCCUCAUCUACGUGGCUCUGGUUUUCGUUGCUGUGGUCAACGCCAACAACGUCAUUCCACAGAUGCCCUACCUGGCGCUGACGACGCUCAUCUUCUGCAGCAUCUGCUUCGGCAUGGCGGGCGUGGCCACGGGCAGCGCUAGCGACUUCUUCCUCUUCUGGGUCAACUUCUUCCUCUACUCCGCGUGCAUCACCUACUAUGGCAUCUUCAUGGCCAUGCUCACGCCCAACGCCGAG
Molecule: messenger RNA, 640 nt
Organism: Closterium sp. NIES-67
Lineage: Eukaryota; Viridiplantae; Streptophyta; Zygnematophyceae; Desmidiales; Closteriaceae
Source: the annotation of a GenBank genome assembly